ACCACUUAAUUUCGAAUGAAAACGCCAGCAAAGAGUCGAUUAGAAAUUGUGCAGCUAAAAAAAUAGAAAUUCGUGGCCACAGGAUGUUUGGGAACCUGAAAAAGAAGCUGAGUAGUGCGAUUCAGGAGGGCCUGGUGAUAUCGGAGAGCCUGCAGCAGCAAUAUCGCCAGCGUGUCAGUUCCGGAAACUCGGGGAGCAGCCAAGCCAGUGGGCUUACGACCCCCACCUCGCCACUGGGUCUCAACGAGAGUCUGUCGUCCAGCAGGAGCAGUAAUCUCUCCCUAAGUGCUCCCUUCCAGCUAACGGAUGGUGUGCCCAGCCAUCUAAAUGUGGCAGCGGGUUGCAGUUUGCUGGCCAAAUACGAGGACGAUUGGCAGCAGAUCCACGGGGCCAAUGAGGAGAAUGCGGAUAAGGCCGCAGAGAUUGCCACUCAAAUUUCCGGUGUCCAGCAAAAGGCAAGCAAUCAGCGCAGGAUCGUCAGUGAACUGAACAGCAGUCUGUUGGGGAUUCCAACGUUGGUUGUCCAACUGCAAGCCAGCUUAAAGAUCCUGCAGUCCCUCGAGCAAAUGGGCCAGGAACUUGAGGUUGAGCUGGAGAAACUGGAGGACCUGUGCGAGGAAUGCGAACUCCAGGAGUUCAUCCUUGAGCAGCAGUUCCAACUUUCCCGGCACAAGCAACGGAAGCUCAACGAAUUGGAGCAGUAUCGCCAGCAAGUGGCCUCCAAACACCAAUCCAAAAUCCAAGAUCAGGAGCAGAAGCUAUUGAAACUGCAGAGGGAGCGACAGGCUGUCUUCGAUGAUGCCUUCCGUGGCGAUAUGGAGGAGUACAAACAGCACGGCCAGCUGACAAAAAUUCAAACCAACAGCAACAGCUUACACCUGUCGCAGCUUUUGCUAUACCCCGCAUCGCCCCCGAAGUUUCCGUACCCUUUCCUGGACUUCGAGCUUAUGGGAGCAGUUGGAUCCGCUUUGAAGUCACCAAUAGUCGAUAUGUCUACCAAGCAAGCGAAAUUUGUGGAAAACACAAUUACCAGCAAUAAAGUGGUGAUAUUUAGUAAAUCAUAUUGCCCCUAUUGCACGAUGGCUAAAGAACCCUUCCGAAAACUCAAUGUGGAGGCUCACAUAAUAGAGCUCGAUGGAAAUCCCGAUGGCAAUGAGAUUCAGGCGGUUCUGGGCGAAAUUACAGGGGCCAGAACGGUUCCCCGCGUCUUUAUUGACGGCAAAUUCGUAGGCGGCGGCACAGAUAUCAAACGAAUGUUCGAAACCGGUGCUCUGCAGAAAUAUUUCCAGUAAAUAUCCGAUCGUGCAAUUUCCUAUACUCUGUGCAAAGCUCCUUUUCAUGUACAAAAGUUAGAGCACUUUUUCUAGUUAAUGUUCAAAGUCUUUAAUAAACUCUUUUAAAUAAUGUCUGCUUGUAAAA
This is a messenger RNA of Drosophila rhopaloa, 1419 nucleotides long. RefSeq names its product dysbindin protein homolog (gene Dysb). Lineage: Eukaryota; Metazoa; Arthropoda; Insecta; Diptera; Drosophilidae. Gene Ontology annotation, molecular function: glutathione disulfide oxidoreductase activity. The record is from RefSeq and is a predicted model, not a curated record. The transcript is spliced from 5 exons. Bases 84 to 1292 code for a protein of 402 amino acids. Gene Ontology annotation, cellular component: cytoplasm. Gene Ontology annotation, biological process: cellular response to oxidative stress.